UUAGAUCAAGUAUGUAUGUAUUUACGUACAUACAUAAUUUUUAUACUAUACCAUUCGUCGAAGCAAAUCGUAGAGGGCGUAAAAAACACUGAUUUUUUCAUAAUCGGUAUUUCAGGACAUAAGAUACGCCGAUAUCCCAUAUAACGUCAAAUCUAUCCUAUAUUUACAUAUAUAAACGAUGGUGAUACGUAUGUAUAUUCUGUACCUUGUCCAUAACUAAAUGAAUUAUAUAAUUAAUUAAUUCGAAAGAUUUUAUCUACCGAUUCAUUAUCGAUAACAACACCGACAUGGACCUCUUGUUGUCUGUGGUAUCGAACGGGUCCAACAAUAUCGUCUUCACUCCUGGAAACGACAAACGUGAGGCGACAUGACGUUUUGUCGGUGACGCGACAACUUUCUGAUAUCGAACCAUAUCCACCGAUCAAGGUGACAUAUUUAUUUAUUAUUAAAAAAAUGGAUGAAACAAGGAAUUACAUAAACUUAGUAUUAACAGUUAAAAAAUAUCCAGCGUUAUAUGAUCUCAGUUGUAAUGACUACCAUAAUAGGGUUGUACGAAAUAAAAUGUGGAGAGCGGUAGCCCAAGAAGUAAACGCUUCUGCUGCAGAAUGUAAGGAGAAAUGGAAGAAUCUUCGCGCCAGCUUCAGUAGACAUUUAAGAAAUCAAAAUACGGCGAAUUCGAAAGCAAAAAAACCAUAUUACAUGGCCGAUUAUAUGGAUUUUUUACUUCCUUACAGCAAACUUCGCAGGCCAGAUGACAGUUUGAACGAGGAAGGACCAAUAGUGCAAGAGAACUGGAACGAAGAGGAGACCGCUUCUGAUACGUCCUCUAAUUACGAGAAAUUAAACAAAUCUAACCAAACGAUGCCAGAACCAGAAAGAGAUGGAGACUCGAAGAACGAAGAGUACACGUUCGUGAGGAGUAAAACGAUGAGGCUUACAGAUGACCGAUUAUCACAUAGAUGCUUGGAUAAUUGUAUCCUAGCCAAAAAACGAGAUGUCGACGAAUCGAUUAAUGAUGCAGACUUGCUGUUCUUUAAAAGCUUACUUCCAGACGUACGUCAGAUGACGAGACAAGAAAAGAGAAGUUUUAAAAUAUCUGUAUUGAAUUUGAUCGAUAAAAUACUAAACGAAAAGGAAUCGGCAAUGUCGAUCGAAAACGAUAUUCCUUGCGCUAUAGUAAAAGAUCAACAGGACGAAAGGGUCGAUCAGUUUUAAAUUAAAAGACUUUAUCAGAGUUUGUAAUGAUAUGUAUAAAUGUAUAACAAUAUAGACUGCCUAAAUUACAUUUAAUAAAAUAAAAUAUAUAAGAAGUCUUGGAAAGGGUGUUAACACAAUUUGUGAAGAGAAAUCUGCAUUCUAAACUAAUUUAUAAUUUAUAAUUUAUUGAUAUAUUAUUAUCGAUAAAACCGUAAUAAUAAUAAAUAAUUAAUAAAACCGUA
Messenger RNA from Bombus pyrosoma, 1439 nucleotides. RefSeq lists its product as uncharacterized. Gene Ontology annotation, biological process: regulation of transcription by RNA polymerase II. The transcript is spliced from 5 exons. NCBI's taxonomy places the organism in Eukaryota, Metazoa, Arthropoda, Insecta, Hymenoptera, Apidae. Gene Ontology annotation, molecular function: DNA binding. Gene Ontology annotation, cellular component: transcription regulator complex; nucleus. Bases 454 to 1215 code for a protein of 253 amino acids. The record is from RefSeq and is a predicted model, not a curated record.